AUGGCGAUGGAGAUCACUCAGUUCCUACUUUCUGCCCAGUCACCCGAUGCAAGAGUCCGUACCGAAGCAGAGACUAACCUCAAGCAAUUCCAAGAACAGAACUUGCCGCAGUUUUUACUAUCCCUGUCAUUUGAGCUCGCCAACAAUGAUAAGCCUGCAGAAUCCCGUCGACUAGCUGGUAUUUUGCUCAAGAACUCUCUAGACGCCAAGGAUUCUGCCACCAAAGAUCAUCUGGUGAAACAAUGGUUUGCAAUUGACGUUGCUCUUAAGUCCCAGAUCAAGGAACUGUUACUAAGAACUCUAGCUUCAUCUGCUCAAGAGGCGAGGCAUACUUCAGCUCAGGUUAUUGCAAAGGUAGCCUCCAUUGAAAUCCCUCAGAAGCAGUGGCCUGAACUUGUUGGAUCGCUGCUUGCCAAUAUGACCCAGCAAGGCAGUCCCGCACACUUGAAGCAGUCAACCUUAGAAACUCUUGGCUAUGUCUGUGAAGAGAUAUCGCAUCAUGAUCUUGUGCAAGAUGAAGUGAAUUCUGUGCUCACUGCAGUUGUGCAGGGCAUGAACCAGUCUGAAAACUCUGCAGAUGUUCGUCUCGCCGCAGCAAAGGCACUGCUGAAUGCUCUGGAUUUUUCUCAGACAAAUUUUGAGAAUGAGAAUGAGAGAACUUAUAUCAUGAAGAUGGUGUGCGAAACAGCAUGUUCCAAGGAGGCAGUGAUCAGGCAAGCUGCUUUUGAAUGCCUUGUGUCCAUUGCAUCUACAUACUAUGAUGUUCUGGCGCAAUACAUGGAAACACUCUUUCAGCUCACAUCAAAUGCUGUAAAGGGAGAUGAAGAGAACGUUGCCCUCCAAGCCAUUGAGUUCUGGAGCACAAUAUGUGAUGAGGAGAUAGACCGUCAAGAGUACGACAGUCCUGACACCGGUGACUCAUCCCCUCCCCAUUCCUCUUUCAUUGAGAAGGCUCUUCCCCAUUUAGUUCCCAUGCUGCUAGAAACUCUGGAGAAGCAGGAAGAGGAUCAGGACCAUGAUGACGAUGUUUGGAACAUAUCUAUGGCUGGUGGGACAUGCCUUGGCCUUGUGUCCAGAACGGUUGGAGAUGCUAUAGUCCCUCUUGUGAUGCCUUUUGUUGAAAUCAACAUAAGGAACCCGAACUGGAGAAGCCGGGAGGCAGCCACUUAUGCGUUUGGAUCAAUUUUGGAGGGCCCAACAAUUGACAAUCUUGCCCCAAUGGUUGCUGCUGGCUUGGAGUUUCUCCUUGCCGCAACCAAGGAUGAGAAUAACCACGUCAGGGACACAACUGCUUGGACUCUGAGCCGCAUCUUUGAGUUUUUGCACACCCCAGACAGUGGUUUCUCAGUGAUAUCACAAGAGAACCUCCCUAAAAUUGUGAAAGUGUUACUGGAAUCGAUUAAAGAUGUGCCAAAUGUGGCGGAGAAGGUGUGCGGAGCUAUAUACAACCUUGCCCAGGGAUAUGAAGACUCUGCAGCAGGUUCCUCUCUUCUCUCCCCCUAUCUUACGGAGAUCAUCACACACCUGCUUGAUGCAGCUGCGCGUACAGAUGGGGCAGAGUCUAAGCUAAGAACGGCUGCAUAUGAAACCUUGAACGAGGUUGUCCGGUGCUCAAACCUUUUAGAGUCCUCUGGCAUCAUAACGCAGCUCCUUCCAGUCAUCAUGACAAAAUUAGGCCAGACAAUGGACGUCGCGACCGUAACAACUGAGGACCGUGAGAAGCAAGCGGAACUCCAGGCUUCUCUGUGUGGUGUUCUCCAGGUCAUAAUCCAGAAGCUGAGCAGCACGGAGGAGACGAAACCCAUCAUAAGUCAGAACGCAGAUCAGAUAAUGGUGCUGUUCCUAAGAGUGUUUGGAUGCCACAGUUCAAGUGUCCACGAAGAAGCCAUGCUUGCAAUCGGUGCUCUUGCAUAUGCGACUGGAGCCGAGUUUCUCAAGUACAUGCCCGAGCUCUUCAAAUAUCUCCAGAUGGGGCUUCAGAACUUUGAAGAAUACCAAGUCUGCUCAAUCACUGUAGGAGUGAUCGGUGACAUUUGCCGUGCCCUGGAUGACAAAAUCCUACCUUUCUGUGAUCCCAUCAUGGGCCAACUUAUCGAGAACCUUAAAAGCGAUGCACUCCACAGGUCGGUGAAACCUCCGAUAUUCUCAUCCUUUGGAGACAUUGCACUGGCGAUUGGUGCACAUUUCGAGAGGUAUGUAGGCGCAGCUCUUCAGAUCAUGCAAGGGGCUGCUCAGGUGUGUGCUCAGAUGGACACCCUUGACGAGGAGCUUAUGGAUUAUGCAAACCAACUCCGCAAAAGCAUCUUCGAGGCAUACUCCGGGAUACUUCAAGGGUUCAAGGAUGGAAAAGCCGAGGUCAUGAUGCCUUACGCUCAGCAUCUCUUGCAGUUUGUUGAAGUCGUGUCCAAAGAUUCCCUCAGGGAUGAGAGCGUGACAAAAGCCGCGGUUGCAGCAAUGGGUGAUCUAGCGGAUGUUGUAGGAGAGCAGACGAAGCAGUUGUUCACUAACUUCACCUUCUGUGGUGAGUUUCUCAAUGAGUGUCUCCAGUCAGAGGAUGAAGAUCUAAGGGUCACAACACGCUGGGCUCAAGGGAUGAUCGCAAGAGUUGUCUACACUUCCUCAUAA
This is a messenger RNA of Microthlaspi erraticum, 2625 nucleotides long. The record is from the annotation of a GenBank genome assembly. Lineage: Eukaryota; Viridiplantae; Streptophyta; Magnoliopsida; Brassicales; Brassicaceae.